GUGGAGGUCUGGAUCGCGAGUUCCACUCCUGUGAUCCCUCUCUACCACCGCCACCACCUCCACCACCACCACCGUUUGGAAUCUGGAAGCACUCUCUGCACAUUCGAUUGGACACUGCUGAGUCGUCCUCCGCAUCAGAGGUGCCCAUUAAUUGCCGCUCGAUGGAGGAAAUAUGGACCCGAGUACGCUUGGAUAUGCAGUUGAAACGCGAUCGUGUGAUGGUGCAAAAAUAAAUGUCCACCCAUUAAUGAGAAGGCGUGCGAGCAUUGGUGAGGCUGAGGCUGUCGCAUGCCCUAACCGGGUUGGAUGAUAUAUGAAGACAAAUUAAAUCACAUCGAAGCGAAGGAAGCAAAAAAAAAGCUGAAGUUGCUUUCGGCUGGACAUCUUCACUCGGCUCCCAAAAGAAUUCCUAUCGCCAUCUCCUUCUACUACGUUGGCACCCGCGAUCAACGUCACGUAGAGCUUGCCGACUCGUCCACACACACACCUGUAACCGAUGUAAUAAUACGAGCGCAUGCUGCUGUGCACAUCCUCCCACACACUUGGGUGGAAAGCGGAAAAUACCGAGCACAGAAGCAAAAGGGCACCCCUCUCCCCCAUCCCACACACACACACACACACACACCCAAACCUCAUCAAAAACCUGCCGACCAAUCCCAUUCAGUUCUGGCCGCAAUGUGAACCCGGGCGGAUUUUUGAUGCUCGGUUUUAGUACGCACGGGCAUACAAACACACCCGUGCUGUCUACACGGUGGCACGGAAUGUACGAAAAUAAUACCUCCGUGAUUCACCGUGUGUGUUGUGUGCUCCCCCACGAUCUUGGUGUGCGUGUGUGCAAAGGCGGUUGCGGUGAAACGCUGAGGCAAAAAUUGCGUAGCACAGAUUCUAUAAAUAAUCCUUCCCUAUCGGGCGAGCGCGUCGCACACACCGUUGCACAGUGGUUUGAAGCCGGUCGAAAAAAUGGAGGUCGUCCGGCACACACCGAAAGAGCAAGAAGAAGAAGAAGCAGCAGAGGUGCUCGAUCCUCGGUACGGUGAGGAAAGUAGAAGAAAGUAACCGCCAGCUUCGCACUCACACGCGUACGCAUCGACGCAGCAAACGAUAGAAAUAGGCAGUGACGGGGAAAGGCCUCCCAAACUGACACCAUGGGAGGGCUUGGGCAGCGACGUGGCAGCUCUUAUCAGCGCGGCAGAGACCCACCCAGCACUCUCACACACACACACACACACACACACACGCAAAAAAAAUCUGACCUACGUCGGUAACGACCCCAGCCGUCCGUACCAGAUUGGCGCUUUGCGAUGACACAGUUUGUCCGCAACCUAAAUUAUCAAUUUUAUUUUUUUUACUUCUACGACUCCCAUUCACCCCUCCCAUGGCGAAGGGAGAGAGAGUGCUAUCCAAAAAUGGAAAGCGGAAAAAUAACCGUUUGUUACGAGGGGUUGAAAAUUGUCCUGAAAACAUGACAAAUUUAAGUGAAAUAUUGAAAUGCCCCAGCUCCGUCGCUGUGUUACGCUUAGUUACGGCUGUUACGUGUAAUGGCAAUGCGUUUGUUACGGGUUUAAGCUUGAUGCAUGAUGAAGAUGAGUAAAGCAAAAAGACUACAAGCCAUUUAUGGAGGAAUGGUACUUUAAAUAAACCAAUUAGACGCGGGGGCUUAGGCACGUCAUUGGCGAUGGCGCCAGACAAACCGAAAGUACAUGUCCAAAUAUCAUCCAUCUUGGUUGGAGCUAGGUUUUCAUGCAUUCUAAUGGUGUAAUUGCUUUAGUACCUUGGUGUCCCUUCCAAAAACUCCUCAUCUAACCUGUUUAGUGAGUCCACAUUGUCGCAUUAAAUACAUUUUGGAUUCUAACAUAAUGCUGAGGAAACAUUUCGCUCAAAACCAAUCACUUACUCGUCAGCUUUAAGCUGUAUGCAAGCCAAAAACAACUUCAACCUCCAACGGAAGCAAGGUUAAAGGCCCAAUUUAUGCAACAGCAUAAGAAGCAUUUCCGCCACUGCAAUUUCAUUACCAAACCAAGCACAGCAAUCGAUGGUGCAUGUUGCAUGUACGCCGCUAGAUCGAUGCCAGAAUGCAGAAUGCAGCUGCGAGGAAGCGCCACAAUCGACGGCCUAACAUACACCGACCGACGGCAAUGCACCACGGCUGGGAAUAUAUGCCUCUGUCUAUCAAGUGUCCCUGUUUUUGAACGAGGAUGGGGGAGAUAUAUAUUAUUGCUCUUUCCAGUAUGCCGCCGCUUUCACCCCUCCACAACAACAGAGCCCGCAUGGCAACGGUGGUGCGGUCGGUGUCCAUUGGUAACCUGUUUAUCGAGCCAAAUCGGUAUCGGCGCAUCGUUUCGGGCUCGACAGCGCUCGAGGCUCUCCAGCACCAGGGACUCGGCACAGUGCGCCACGGACGGAGCAGUGACCAGCGGUUCCAGAAUGAUAAAGGAGCUGUACCAGCAGACGGAACCGAAGUCACACCGGCCGAGCUACGCCAACAAGGCGGUCCUGCUGAGCAGUGCCAAGUGGGAGCAGAUGUGGAAGAAGGUGGUCAGCCCGGCGGAGAAGGAAACGGAGGUGCUGUGCCAGCAGGAGCGCGAGUUCCGCGAGUACCUCAAGAACGGGUCAAAGAAGAUGACCAGCACGUGGGAGAACACGGUGCAGAACAUACGGGACAAGAAGGAGGCGGAGCGGUUGCGCCGCGACAAGGCCAAGGUGGAGGAAGACCAACGUCACUACCGUGAGCUGAAGGCGGCGGACGAGAUCAAGCGCCGGGAGCUGAUACAAAAGGCGGAGGAUCUGAUCCAGAAGGACAAGGUGGGCCCGCGGGUGCUGGAGAGUGCGGCCAAGUUCUGCGAGGUGCUGAAGGGCCGGGAGAUGCAGCGCCAGUUCCGGCUGGAGCAGGAGCAGCUCCAGCAGAUGCGCAAGCAGUCGGUCGACACGCAAACCCUGUCGCAGGCGAACCACUGGCUGAAGUCGCACGGCGACCGGCUGCUCGAGGAUCGGCAGCGCUUCGACAACUACAAGCGCGAGCUGAAGGAAACGAUGAUCCGCAACCAGCAGCUGCAGCGCCAGCGCAAGCAGGAGCUGAUCGCGGAGGAGCAGCAAAGCCUGGAGGUGAUCGAGGGCGAGAUGCGCCGGCAGCAGGAGCAGGACCGGGCGGCCCUGGAGGCGAGCAAGGAGAUGCGGCGCAAGAACGCGCUGGAAGCGAUCCGGAUGGCGGAGGACAGACGCACCCGGUUGCGCCGCGAGUCGGAGAUCGAGGACGCGCUGCUGCAGAUCUACUGCGAGGGGCAGCAGAACAUUGCCAGCUUCAAGCAGGCGAUACACGUGAACAAGCACCGAUUUCGGGACAACUCGCACCAGCUGGUGGACGCGAUCGAGCGGCAGCGGGCGGCCCUCGCGCAAGAGGAGCGCAACCAGGCGCGGGCGGCCGAGGAGAAGGACCGCCUCGCGUCGAUCAAGGAGCGGGAGCAGACGGAGCAGCAGCGCCAGCUGCGGGCGGCCCGCAUGCAGGCCCACCUGGACGAGAUCGAGUGGCAGCGGCAGCGGGAGGCGGAGGAGGCGGUGCUGACGCGCCGCGAGUACGAGGAGCGGCUGCGCAACAUCGACGUCACGUUCGGGUUCGACCGGCACAAGGUGGCGGACAAGACGGUGAAGACGUACGCCCAGCGCAAGCUGCUGCUCGGCCAGAUGGUGGAGAAGGAGGUGCGCGAGCGGCGCGAGGCGGACACGGCGGCCGAGCUGCGGUACGCGAAGGAGCACGCGGACAAGGAGAACCGCCACUUCCUGCAGUACGCGCAGGAUCUGAUCAGCGACGCGAAGGUGAAGGGCCGGCCGAUCCUCCCGCUGCUCAAGACGGUGCAGAGCUACAAGCGCGAGCACUAUCACGACUUCAAGGAGGCGGACGUGCUGCCCCAGCACCUGCUGUCCCGCGUGCCCAUCCACAACAAGCUGAUGGAGCAGGGGCUGCUGGACGCGAUGCCGGCCCGGCAGAAGGCGCUCGUGCUGCCGAAGCGCAAUGCGCCGAAGGCGCUGGAAGCGCUCGUGAAGGACGAACCGAGGGAGGCGAGUGACAAGGGUGGUGGCAGUACGCCGUCGGGCGACGACCCGAAAGCCGUUGUCUGAACGUACAUUCCAUUGCUUGUGUAAUUUUGUAAUUUUGUACUGCUCGCAAUAAAGCUGCGCACCGCAACGAAAAGCGUGAAAGUGAUGCACCAUUUUAAAAUGGCCGUUUGCUUUUCAAUUUCAAACUGA
Anopheles merus is the source of this 4242-nucleotide messenger RNA. Its product is annotated as trichohyalin. The transcript has 3 exons. Bases 1969 to 4113 code for a protein of 714 amino acids. Lineage: Eukaryota; Metazoa; Arthropoda; Insecta; Diptera; Culicidae. The record is from RefSeq and is a predicted model, not a curated record.